AUGCUUGCGCGCUCGGAAGAUGACGGCAGGAUAAAAACCGUGAAGCUCGCGAGAGGUCAAGCGAGCAGCCCUGCGCGGCCACCAGGCUCUGCUUCGAGCAGGAAUUCCAGCGAACAGUACAGCCGUAGCCUGUCCGCUCGGGAAAACACUAUCCAGAAUAGCGCACAUAUACUAGCGGAUGUAGGCAUCCUGGAGCUUUUGCAACAGGACGAGCGCCCUACAUUCAUCAUCGACGUUGCAGAUGCUGCCAAUUCCCAAUCUGGUUUCCUGAAUUUGAUAUUCGCGAACACUGCUUUGAAGAUCCGUCCUAGCCUGCUUGAGCACGUACGAGGCGUUGGUGAUGACUCUUCCCAAGCUAUUGCGAGUCCUUCUGCAUUCGUCGAAUUCAAGCGAUGGGCAAUGAGCUUUGUGAAAGAGGGCGAAGCCCUGACCAUUUCGUUGCCGACAUAUUCAUAUGCGGGAUUCAUAUGGACCUCGUCGACAUUGCGAAAGCGCAUUCGAGUUAUUGCCUGUGAUCCAAGUUACGCCCCUGCUACAUUGACCGGAUCUUCCAAUCAAUCAGAUCUGCGCCUUUUCAAUGGACUGAGCUCGUCAUCCCUAGGAAGCUCAGAGACUACAAAGCAAGAAUUGGCGGGCUACUUCGAUCAAGCACAUUCAGCUCGAGGUGUGCGCACUUCUACGGAUCCUACGAGUCUGCCAAAUCAGGAUUCUAUUGAAGCACUUAGCUGGGAACAGUCAAAAGGCUUCACUCGUGUGCCUUCCAUCGGUACUAACGGCGAUAUAGAGAGCAUGGAAGUAUUGAUGAGCCCUGGAUCGCUAAAAGAACAGACAGAACCCUACCAGCCUUUGGAGGCAUCAGACUUGCCUAAGGACUCCGAAGCACAUUACAUCAUUCCUGGUCAGGGAUUCUUCGAUUGGACAAGGCUUCCGGAAUCGUCAGCUUUCCCUCCGCACAUUCGAUUCGCUCGUAGUGUGAAUUGGGCGGCGACCAGUCUGGGGCCGAUUGAAAACUGGGACUCGGAUCUACGAGCCAUGUGCAAUCUGAUUAUGGCUAGUCCUCAUCCAGCUGCCAUGUAUUGGGGUCCUGAUCUGAUCGCCAUCUACAAUGAGGCUUACAUACUCCUCGCGGGCAACAAGCAUCCGGCACUGAUGGGUCAGAGUUAUAGGGAGGCAUGGGGGGAGAUUUGGGACGCGGUCAAAGACGUGUUCGCCAGCGCAGUAUCCAGCGCCCAAGCCACAAUGAAGGACGAUGACCGUCUCUUCAUGAAUCGAGACGGAACGUUUCUGGAGGAAACGUACUUUUCAUGGUCGAUCAUUCCUCUCAUAGGGGCCGAUGGAUCGGUUGUCGGACUUUAUAAUCCAGCAUUCGAAAAGACCCGUCGAAAGAUUGCGGAAAGACGUAUGCUUACCCUCAGAGAGAUAGGAGAACAAACGGCGGCCGCCCGAGAAGUGUCGAAGUUCUGGCCAUUGUUACUGCAAGGCCUAGAGUAUAAUAAGCUAGACGCUCCUUUUGUCUUGAUAUAUUCAGUAGCCGAGGAUGCGGACAGUGACGAUUCGUCGGUACAAUCAAGCAGCGUGGUUACUCAGAAGACGCUUGUGCUUGAGGGUUCGCUAGGUGUUCCAGCAGGUCACAAAGCAGCUCCUGAGCAGAUUGACUUGAGCAAGACCAUGGAGGGCUUUGCGCCUAUUUUCCGAGAUGCUGUCAAAACCGACAAGCCCAUCAUUCUAUCGGAGAAAGACGGUACUCUAGACACCGAGCUUCUAACAGGAAUCCAGUGGCGAGGCUAUGGCGAUCCAUCAUCCACCGUGGUGAUUUGUCCAAUACAUCCAACAACCGGAGAAUCAACAUUAGGAUUUUUGGUGAUGGGUACGAAUCCGAGAAGGCCGUUCGAUGAUGACUACGACCUCUUUGUACAAUUACUUGCGCGUCAACUGGCAACCUCGGUGGCCUCCGUGGUCUUGUUCGAAGAAGAAAUCAAAAGGGGGGAGCGAGCGGCUCAAUUAGCAGCCCAAGACCGCCUGCACCUAUCAAACGAGCUGGCCGAGAGUGAGAUCAAAUUCACGCGCAUGGCUGAGUUAUCUCCUGUUGGUAUGUUUGUUGCAGAUGCAUCCGGACGGCUCAAUUAUUGCAACAAUACCUGGUACGACCUGUCUUCUGUUCCAAAGAGUAGCUCAGUUGUCGAAGUCGAAGAAUGGAUGAAGUAUGUCGCAGACGAAGACAAGUCUCUGACAGCCCGACAAUUGCGAAAAUUACUAGACGAAAAGGUACCAAUUUCCGUUGAAUUUCGCUUCAAAACACCAUGGCAGGCUAAAGACGGCAAUCGGUUGAGUGAGACAUGGGUGCUCGCUAGUGCUUACCCUGAAAAGUACCCAGAUGGCCAGGUCAAGCGUAUCUUUGGAUCAGUUACAAACAUCAGUACUCAGAAAUUCGCCGAAGAGCUGCAGAAGCGUAGAAUGGAGGAGGCAGUCGAAUUGAAGCGGCAGCAGGAGAAUUUCAUUGACAUCACGAGCCAUGAAAUGCGCAACCCCUUAUCAGCCAUCCUUCAAUGUUCCGAGGAAAUCUCGUCCUCUCUGACAGAGGCGAGAGAUAACCCUGAACUCCUGUCUGAUGUGCUGGACAGCAACAUCGAGGCUGCCCAGACGAUCACUCUUUGUGCACAACAUCAAAAGCGGAUUGUGGAUGAUGUUCUCACCUUGAGCAAGCUCGAUUCUGCUCGGUUGUUGGUGACCCCUGUCGAUGUCCAGCCAGGCACUGUGGUGCAGCGCGCACUGAAGAUGUUUGAAGGAGAGUUUUUGACAGCCGACAUCUUGCUCGACUUCCAGAUCGACCCAUCCCUUCACACGCUCCGUGUCGACUGGGUACGGCUCGACCCAUCUCGUCUUCUCCAAGUACUCAUCAAUUUGACCACGAAUGCGAUCAAAUUUACCACGACUCAGGAGAAGCGAUCCAUCAUCGUGCGCCUGGGUGCGUCCUUGCAACCGCCGCCCAAUACGCCAGACAAAACCGUGGACUAUGUUCCGUCUCGAAGCAAAGGCAAAGACACCACAUCCUCACCAGAGUGGGGUACAGGGGAGGUGGUAUACAUAACAUUUGCUAUUCGAGACACAGGCCGGGGGUUGACGGAAAGCGAGAAAAAGCUGCUGUUCCUCAGGUACCCAGGCCCUCUCCUGCUUGACCUUGUCACAUUCGAGCUCAUGCUAACCGUGCUUCUCAGGUUCUCUCAAGCCAGUCCUAGAACGCACGUUACUUAUGGUGGAUCGGGUCUUGGGUUGUUCAUUUCGAAGGAGCUGGUCGAGCUUCAAGGUGGUGAGAUCGGAGUCUCUUCAGAAAGUGGCAGAGGGAGCACGUUUGCCUUUUACGUGAAAGCUCGACGCUCAUCUGCACCCUCGGAAGACGCCGGGGAUCCCUUGAGCGCCAUGCAGGCACGCAAAGGGUCAGGGCCAAAUAACAUACGACCAUCUGGGACGAAUCAGAAUGCUAGUGAUCCAGCAAGCGCUGCCGUCACGUCCAUUUCAGCCAUACCUCCGGAUGCUGCAGAAAGCUCGUUGAGAGUUCUGAUUGUGGAGGACAAUUUGGUAAACCAAAAGGUGUUGGCGAAGCAGCUACGGAAGAUGGGAUGCGUCAUCUACCUCGCGAACCAUGGAGGAGAAGCAAUUGAUUUUCUGGCUACUUCGCGCUUCUGGAAGGACCAGGAGACCUCUGGUAUCGAGCUCGAUGUAAUCUUGAUGGAUUUAGAAAUGCCUAUCAUGGACGGGUUGACCUGCACGAGAAAGAUCCGAGAGUUACAGCAAUCGAAAGAUCUAGUGAAGCAUGUGCCGGUGAUUGCGGUCACAGCGAAUGCCCGAGAGGAGCAAAUCACCAAAACGAGAGAAGCUGGCGUGGACGAUGUCAUGUCAAAGCCAUUCCGCGUCCCAGAGCUUUUGUUUAAAAUGAGAGGACUAGCAAACCUGAGUCCACCACGAAAUGCAAGUCCUUGA
Molecule: messenger RNA, 3978 nt
Organism: Endocarpon pusillum Z07020
Lineage: Eukaryota; Fungi; Ascomycota; Eurotiomycetes; Verrucariales; Verrucariaceae
Exons: 3
Coding region: 1-3978 (1325 amino acids)
Biological process (GO): phosphorelay signal transduction system; phosphorylation
Molecular function (GO): phosphorelay sensor kinase activity
Source: RefSeq, a predicted model, not a curated record